Molecule: messenger RNA, 640 nt
Organism: Hibiscus syriacus
Lineage: Eukaryota; Viridiplantae; Streptophyta; Magnoliopsida; Malvales; Malvaceae
Product: phosphatidylcholine:diacylglycerol cholinephosphotransferase 1-like
Exons: 3
Coding region: 1-624 (207 amino acids)
Molecular function (GO): diacylglycerol cholinephosphotransferase activity
Source: RefSeq, a predicted model, not a curated record
AUGAAAAUAGCUUCUUUGAUUUCAGAAGCAAAACCUCCCGACAAAGAGACUCAAAAUCACCAGCAGGCAACACAUACUGGAGCAAAUCCUAACAAAAUAUUUACACUAACCCCACGGAACUCUGGAUCAGGUGUGCCCACUAGGUUAGUGAAAAAAUCAAUAGCAACAGAAGACAUACCUUCUCAGGCGUGCCCACUAGGUGUUGUUGGGAUGCAAUCGGUGUAUAUAAUAGGGACCUGGUUGGUUGAGGGUCGACCAAGGGCGACGAUUUCUGCUUUGUUCAUGUUCACUUGUCGUGGGAUCCUUGGUUACUCGACGCAGCUCCCAUUACCUCAGGAAUUUGUAGGGUCAGGGAUGGAUUUUCCUGUAGGGAAUGUCUCAUUUUUCCUCUUCUUCUCCGGCCACGUUGCUGGAUCGGUGAUUGCAUCGUUGGACAUGAGGAGAAUGCAGAGAUGGGAAUUGGCAUGGUUAUUCGACACACUCAAUGUGCUUCAAGCCAUGAGAUUGCCCGGUACAAGGGGUCACUACACGAUUGAUUUGGCGGUUGGCGUCGGUGCCGGGAUUUUAUUCGAUUCGCUCGCGGGCAAGUAUAUAGAGAGCAGGAAAAAAGCUGCUCUUACGUGAGGUACAAAUGAAGUAA